This is a messenger RNA of Pipistrellus nathusii (Nathusius's pipistrelle), 2202 nucleotides long. The record is from the annotation of a GenBank genome assembly. Lineage: Eukaryota; Metazoa; Chordata; Mammalia; Chiroptera; Vespertilionidae.
AUGGAGCGGCGGAGCGAGAGCCCGUGCCUGCGGGACAGCCCCGACCGGCGCAGCGGCAGCCCCGACGUCAAGGGGCCGCCCCCGGCCAAGGCGGCGCGGCUGGAGCAGAACGGCAGCCCCAUGGGGGCCCGCGGGAGGCCCAACGGCGCCGUGGCCAAGGCCCUGGGAGGGCUGAUGAUUCCUGUCUUCUGCGUGGUGGAGCAGUUGGACGGCUCUCUCGAAUAUGACAACAGAGAAGAACACGCUGAGUUCGUGCUGGUUCGGAAGGACGUGCUCUUCAGCCAGCUGGUGGAGACGGCGCUGCUGGCCCUGGGCUACUCACACAGCUCCGCGGCCCAGGCCCAAGGAAUAAUCAAGCUGGGGAGGUGGAACCCGCUGCCCCUCAGCUACGUGACUGAUGCCCCCGACGCCACGGUGGCCGACAUGCUGCAGGAUGUCUACCACGUCGUGACGCUGAAGAUCCAGCUGCAGAGUUGCUCAAAGUUGGAAGACCUGCCCGCGGAGCAGUGGAACCAUGCCACCGUCCGCAAUGCCUUAAAGGAACUGCUCAAAGAGAUGAACCAGAGCACACUAGCCAAAGAAUGCCCUCUCUCCCAGAGUAUGAUUUCAUCCAUUGUAAAUAGCACAUAUUAUGCCAACGUGUCAGCAACCAAGUGCCAGGAGUUUGGGCGAUGGUAUAAGAAGUACAAGAAGAUUAAAGUGGAAAGAGUGGAACGAGAAAACCUUUCAGACUAUUGUGUUCUGGGCCAGCGUCCAAUGCAUUUACCAAAUAUGAAUCAGCUGGCGUCCUUGGGGAAAACCAACGAACAGUCUCCUCACAGCCAAAUCCACCACAGCACUCCAGUCCGGAACCAAGUGCCCGCGUUACAGCCCAUCAUGAGCCCGGGGCUGCUCUCCCCCCAGCUCAGCCCCCAGCUGGUCAGGCAGCAGAUAGCCAUGGCCCACCUGAUAAACCAGCAGAUCGCCGUCAGCCGCCUCCUGGCUCACCAGCACCCUCAAGCCAUCAACCAGCAGUUUCUGAACCAUCCACCCAUUCCCAGAGCAGUGAAGCCAGAGCCAACCAACUCUUCUGUGGAAGUCUCUCCUGACAUCUACCAGCAAGUCAGAGAUGAGCUGAAGAGGGCCAGCGUGUCCCAAGCUGUAUUUGCAAGAGUGGCAUUCAACCGCACACAGGGCCUGCUGUCCGAGAUCCUCCGGAAGGAGGAAGACCCGCGGACGGCCUCGCAGUCCCUCCUGGUGAACCUGCGGGCCAUGCAGAACUUCCUCAACCUCCCCGAGGUGGAGCGCGACCGCAUCUACCAGGACGAGCGGGAGCGGAGCAUGAACCCCAACGUGAGCAUGGUGUCCUCGGCCUCCAGCAGCCCCAGCUCCUCCCGGACCCCUCAGGCCAAAACCUCGACCCCGACAGCAGACCUCCCCAUAAAGGUGGACGGCGCCAACGUCAACAUCACAGCUGCCAUUUACGACGAGAUCCAGCAGGAGAUGAAAAGGGCCAAGGUGUCCCAGGCCCUGUUCGCCAAGGUGGCUGCCAAUAAAAGUCAGGGCUGGCUGUGCGAGCUGCUCCGCUGGAAGGAGAACCCCAGCCCGGAGAACCGCACGCUCUGGGAGAACCUGUGCACUAUCCGCCGCUUCCUGAACCUCCCCCAGCACGAGCGGGACGUCAUCUACGAGGAGGAGUCCAGGCACCACCACAGCGAGCGCAUGCAGCACGUGGUCCAGCUGCCGCCCGAGCCAGUGCAGGUCCUCCACAGGCAGCAGUCCCAGCCCACCAAGGAGAGCUCCCCUCCCCGCGAGGAGGCCCCGCCCGCGCCCCCGCCCAGUGAAGACAGUUGUGCCAAAAAGCCCAGGUCCCGCACCAAGAUCUCCCUGGAGGCCCUGGGGAUCCUGCAGAGCUUCAUCCACGACGUGGGCCUGUACCCCGACCAGGAGGCCAUCCACACACUGUCCGCGCAGCUAGACCUGCCCAAGCACACCAUCAUCAAGUUCUUCCAGAACCAGCGGUACCACGUGAAGCACCACGGCAAGCUCAAGGAGCACCUGGGCGCCGCGGUGGACGUGGCCGAGUACAAGGACGAGGAGCUGCUGACCGAGUCGGAGGAGAACGACAGUGAGGAGGGCUCGGAGGAGAUGUUCAAGGUGGAGGCCGAGGAGGAGGGCGCGGACAAGGCCAAGGCCGCGCCCGUGGACGGCGACCAGAGAUAA